Molecule: messenger RNA, 1869 nt
Organism: Elaeis guineensis (African oil palm)
Lineage: Eukaryota; Viridiplantae; Streptophyta; Magnoliopsida; Arecales; Arecaceae
Product: serine--tRNA ligase, chloroplastic/mitochondrial
Biological process (GO): seryl-tRNA aminoacylation
Molecular function (GO): serine-tRNA ligase activity; ATP binding
Source: RefSeq, a predicted model, not a curated record
UAUCCCCCGCCGCCCGCCUCGCCAUCUCCCGCGCGGCCCCGCCCUGUCCGCCGCCGCCCUCCGCCUUCUCCUCUCUAUCUCUCUCUCUCUCUCUCUUUCUGCCCCCCUCCCUCCCCGGAGACAUCGCGAUGAUAUCAGGCGGGUGCUUGGGAGGGACGACCCUCCACAGCCUAACACUGGCCCCUUCCCGCUGCCGUUCUGCUUUCCUCCUCUCUCCCCUCAAAACCCUAACACAAACCCUAGCCACCAAUCCCCAUCGCCACCACCCGAUGCUCCCCCUGCCUUCAAUUCUUAGGGCCUUCUCAUCUCCGGCCCUUCCCACCGCCUCCCUCGCCACCCUAGAAGGCCAAGUUGCUGCAAAGCCCCAGUGGAGAGCAGCGAUUGAUUUCAAGUGGAUCCGAGACAACAAGGAUGUGGUUGCUGCCAAUGUCAAGAACAGGAACUCCAGUGCGGAUUUGGAGCUCGUGCUUGAGCUCUAUGAGAAGUUCUUGAGCCUGCAGAAGGAAGUUGAACGGCUCCGAGCUGAAAGGAAUAUAGUUGCUAAUAAAAUGAAAGGGAAACUAGAGCCAUCAGUGCGUCAAGCUCUUGUUGAAGAAGGAAAGAGUUUGAAAGAAGGACUUGUUGCCCUUGAAGAAGAUCUUGUUCAUCUAACAGAUAAGCUUCAACAGGAAGCACAGUGUAUACCAAACACUACUCAUCCAGAUGCUCCUAUAGGGAGCGAGGAGAAUUCUAUACUGCGAAGGAUGGUAGGCAGUCCAAGGGACUUCGGUUUUGCUGUGAAAGAUCAUCUUCAACUGGGGAAAGAACUUGAUUUGUUUGAUUUUGAUGCAGCAGCUGAGGUCAGUGGUUCAAAGUUCUACUACCUAAAGAAUGAGGCUGUUUUGCUAGAAAUGGGCCUUAUUAAUUGGGCACUUGCAGAAGUUUCAAAACGGGGUUUUACACCUCUUAUUACUCCAGAAAUUGUCAGGUCAUCUGUUGUUGAGAAGUGUGGGUUUCAACCCCGGGGCCAAAACACUCAGGUUUAUUCUAUUGAAGGCAGUGAUCAGUGCCUCAUUGGAACUGCGGAGAUUCCUGUUGGAGGCAUCCACAUGGAUUCAAUUCUUCCUGAAUCUUCAUUACCUUUGAAAUAUGUAGCAUAUUCUCACUGUUUUCGUACUGAAGCCGGUGCUGCAGGAACUGCAACAAGGGGCCUUUAUCGAGUCCACCAGUUCAGCAAGGUUGAGAUGUUCGUCUUCUGUCGGCCAGAAGACAGUGAUCGGUACCAUGAGGAACUCAUUGGAAUCGAAGAAGAUCUAUUUGCAUCUCUUGGUCUUCAUUUCAAGACUUUGGAUAUGGCAACAGGUGAUUUGGGUGCACCCGCAUAUCGCAAGUUUGAUGUGGAGGCAUGGAUGCCAGGACUAGAUCGGUAUGGCGAGAUAUCAAGUGCAUCGAACUGCACAGAUUAUCAGAGCCGGAGGCUGGGCAUCCGUUACCGCCCAUCUCCAUCAGAUCCAUCACAAGCAAGUUCAAAGAAAGGCAAGGGCAGCACACCCACACAGUUUGUGCACACGCUUAAUGCCACUGCAUGUGCUGUCCCACGCAUGAUCGUAUGUUUGUUGGAAAACUUCCAGCAAGAGGAUGGCUCUGUAUUGAUUCCAGAGCCUCUGAGGCCUUUCAUGGGUGGACUUCAUGUUAUUCGCCCAAAAUCCAAGUAAAAGUUAAUGAAAGUGAUGAAUACAUCUUCAUUUUUUUCCCCUUGAAUUAUUAGAGAAUUUUUUUUCGUUGAUUCAUGUUAAUUUUUUAGAAUAUACUGAUAUUCAAAGACUUGUAACAUGUCACUCCUUCAACUAAAACUUGCGAAUGGGAUGUUAUUUAUUAAAUUUCUUUUUC